Epinephelus moara (kelp grouper) is the source of this 12954-nucleotide messenger RNA. RefSeq names its product myosin XVAb (gene myo15ab). NCBI's taxonomy places the organism in Eukaryota, Metazoa, Chordata, Actinopteri, Perciformes, Serranidae. The transcript has 70 exons. The coding region runs from base 178 to 12576 and encodes 4132 amino acids. The record is from RefSeq and is a predicted model, not a curated record. Gene Ontology annotation, cellular component: cytoskeleton; myosin complex. Gene Ontology annotation, molecular function: ATP binding; protein binding; cytoskeletal motor activity.
GAAGAUGAAGAAGAGGAGGAUGACUAUGAUGAUGAUCACGGCAAAUCCAAAAAGAAAUCAAAAGAUGCACGCCACCAUAAAGGGGGGAAAUCUGAUGCUGACGCAAAGAAGAAGAAAGGAAAAAAGGAUGAUCCGCAGCUUCCGAAAAAGGAAAUCCCAAGGAAAGGUCUGAAGAACAUGUCCAGGAUGUUUAUGAAGUUUUCUGGCUUCAAGAGGCGCAGGAACAGCAGAAAGAAGCUGAAAAGUACGUCGCGUUUGUUCCUGGGGUUGGGGAAAAGAAAGUUCCGACUUGCUAAGAAGAAACGCCGCAAGUCCAUGCUGAAGAACACCUCUCGAUUCAUGAUGAGGUUUAAGGCCAGCAAAAAGAGGAAAAAGGAGAAAGAGGCCAAAGAAAAGGCGGAACAAAAUGGGGGGAAGAAGCCAACUUACAUGCUGCUUCGUCUUGGAGGAGGGAGAGAAUCAAAUGAGAAGAAGGGGGGUUUCUUUAAAAACUUAUUUGGAAAAAAGAGUGGUGAUGGGCCUCCUGACGACUUCAAGAACAGAAGUAUGUUGCUGGGUAAGGUUGCAGCAGCAACUAACUGGCUGACCAAACGCUUCCUGUCCACUAAAAUGCGAGGAAAUGCAGGACACCAUGGCUGGGGUGGACGAAGAGAACAUAGCCGACAAGCCAGCUCCAGAGGUCAUCUUCAUGGUCACUAUAACAAUGGUUAUGAACAUGGGGAGGAGGCUUAUGGAUACGACCAGCGACAUUCAGUCCGCCACAAAGGGUAUGGAGGAUAUGAUGAUGGUUAUGGUGGUUAUGGAGAUGAGGCAGCUGCAGCAUAUGGAAGCGAGGGUCAGUAUGGUUACUAUGACAAUGGAGCAGGGGUAGCAGACUAUCAGGACCUGGGUUACUAUGAGGAAGAAGGACUCUAUGAUCCAAAUGCAGAAUAUUAUGAAGGUGGUCUUUAUGAUGAUGGCAUGGGGGACUACUACAACCCUUAUCCCCCUGCCCAAGGCUACUAUAACAACCAGGAAGCUGAUUACUAUGGUUACCAGCAACAACAGGAAAUGACAAUGUAUGGUGACGAGGGUUUGGACUACUAUGCACUAAUGGGUGAGGACCAUAUGUAUGGAGGAGAGGUUGAUGGAUUCCUUCAUCCUCAGGCUCAGGGUUAUUAUGAUGAAAAUGGUCAGGGAGUUUACUAUGAUGACGGACAAGGGGGUUACUUUGACAAUGGACAGGCAGGUCUUUAUGGGGACCCUUAUGCAGCAACUAUGGGAAUGCAAGGGGGAUUUCCACCAGACUAUCAACUUAGUUAUAGUGAUGCUGGCAUGCCCUACCAAGACUACAGCUCCCAGCAGGUCACUGGAUUCCCACCAGGAGGCCAGCAAGUCUUUGACUUGGGAGGGCAAGGGAUACAGGGCCUAUAUGGGGACCAGUAUGUAGACCAGUAUGAUCAGUAUGGAGAUGAUACCGGUGGAGUUCAGGGAGGGGAAAUGACAUUUAGAGUUCCGAGACCUCAAGUACGCCUUUUUGGAAAAGAGCGUCUAGAUGUGCCCAUGCCUCCUCCACCAACGUUGCCACCUGAUCCAGAAUUUGAAGGCAUGUCAGAAAUCCAGUAUGAAGACCAGAAUCCUCUUGCACCAGGGCAAUUUGGUGACAUGAUGGCAAUACAGCAGCAAAUGGGAAUGUCACCACAACAACAAAUGAUGAUGUCCCCUCAAGAACAAAUGAUGAUGCCCCCCCAGAUAAUGUCACCGCAGCAACAAAUGAUGUUACCACAGCAGCAGAUGAUGCCCCAGCAAAUGAUGUCACCACAGCAGCAGAUGACGUCACAACAAAUGAUGUCACCACAAGAGCAGAUGAUGUUACAACAAGAACAGAGUAUGUCCGCUCAAUUGAUGCCAUCACAGAUUCUGUCACCACAGCAACAAAUGAUGAUGUCCCCUCAAGAACAAAUGAUGAUGCCCCCACAGAUAAUGUCACCACAGCAACAGAUGAUGGCACCACAGCAACAGAUGAUGGCACCACAGCAACAACAGAUGUUACCACAGCAACAGAUGAUGCCCCAGCAAGUGAUGUCACCACAGCAGCAGAUGAUGUCACAACAAAUGAUGUCACCACAAGAGCAGAUGAUGUUGCCACAGCAACAGAUGAUGUCUCCUCAAGUGAUUCCACCACAGCAGAUGAUGACAGACCCAAUGAUGAUGUCACAGCAACAGGGUUAUGGCCCUAUGAUCCCCACUCCAACUGCCAUGAUUAUUAAGCAAGCAAGUAUGUCCCCCCUUCCUGCGCGCCGCCUGCAACCCUCUCCAACGCCAUCCCGCCGCUCUGUCAUCAUGCCCUCCCCAAUUAUGCAACGCCAUCCCAUGGCCUCCCCAGUACCUUCUCCUAUGCUUCCACAGAGACGCAGCCCCUCCCCACAACCAUCCAUGAGGAGUGGGCUCAUUAAUGCCCAGAGACCCCCCUCUGUUAUGUCAAGACGAAUCUCACCUCCUACCUCCCCCAUGGCUUCCCCCCACGCCCGUCGUAGAAUGCAACCGCAGAGAUCACCGUCUCCCCUGGCUAGGGGGCCCUCACCCCCUCACUCUCCUCGUGCCUCCAUGAUCCGGCGAAGUCCUCCUCCUUCACCAAGAGCUUCAAUGAUACAGCGUUCUCCACCUUCCUCUCCCCGUGCUUCCAUGAGGAGGCGAAGUCCCCCAGCCUCACCCACUCCAGCACGUAGCCCGUUUGGAGGGAGAAAGAUACGUGGUCCUCUCUCGCCUCCCCUCUCCCCUGGUCAUGCAUCUCGACCUCACUCUCCACAGCUCAGUAGAAGACCAUCUCCCUCUCCCUCCCCAUCUCGUCGGAGUUUGUCCCCUGCUGGGCCUCGGCCUGCCCCAUCAUCUCCGACCCUCUCUCGUCGCUCAACUCGGCUGCUCAGGGACCCCACACCAUUGGCCCGGCCUAGGAUGGGGGGAAAUGUUCCCUUAGGUACUGUCAGGCCCUCGCCUAUGGGUCUCAGAGGGCGCCCAGUACCCCCACCCACCCAGAAUGUGCGUCCAUUCCGUGCCUCCUCCAUACGAAGCAAUAGGUCUUCUGUUCUCACAGUGGACUCCUCUCUCCUCUCGUCUCCUUUUCACUCUCCUCACAUGGUCCACCGUGCUCCCCUGGGAAGGAGAGAAUCCAGCCGAUUUCCUCCUCGCCCCGUGGCUCGAGGACGUCCCCUCAUGGCCCAGCAGUCCAUAAGGAGGAUGCCUCCUGCCUCUCCACAGCCCUCUCUUAAACACAUGCCACAUCCUGCAUCCCCACGUCUCUCUCCUCGACUUUCUCGUCAGUCCUCGCCCCUCCUGCCCCCUCAGUCUGCCCAUCCACCCGUUUAUGCACCAGAAGCUUAUGUGUCUGGCCCCUAUGCUGAUCCUUAUACUGAGCACUCGCCCCAUCAGUUUGUCGCCCCCUCUUCUCCCAUGUUAUCUCGUGCUAUGCGGAACCAGUCUAUUCGACAGGCCUCUUUUGCUUCCCCCUUUGGCCCAGAGCCAGCCCAGGUGGUAGACAUGGGCGGGAUGGUUACCGAAUAUGUAGAACCUUAUGCUCCUUCAUCCCCUACGCUUUCUGGUGCAAUGCAAAACCAGGUAAUUCGGGAUGCAUCCUAUCUUUCCUCACUGCCAAGACCAGUGUCACCUUAUGAGCAGCCUGUAGCUCCUUCAUCUCCCAUGCUGUCUGGUGCUCUGCAAAAUCAAGCAAUACGAGGUGCAUCCUAUACUUCUCCUUUACCAAGGCCAAUGUCCCCUUAUGAGCAGCCUAUGCCCCCUGCUUCCCCAAUGCUGUCAGGAGCUCUGCAAAACCAGGCAGUGAGAGAAGCCUCCUAUGUAUCUCCUCUUCAAAGGCCUCAGUCUCCAUAUGCCCCAUCUGCUCCUUCAUCUCCAAUGCUUUCUGGAGCCAUGAGACAUGGUCAGGCACUAAGGGGUGUGGCUUCUUAUCAAACUCCACACCUCCGUCCACCAUACGGACCAACUGUUGUUACUCCAUAUGAUUAUAUCUCUGAGCCUGGCCCAUCACCACUGCUUCAUGAUGCCCUUCAGAACCGGUCUAAUUUGCAGAAUGUCUCAUCUUUAAGAUCCCCUAUGAUGCAACGCCGUAACCCCUAUGCACCAGCUGGGCCUCAGCUCCAUAGUGCUCUUCAACAGAACCCAAACCUUCGCCAUGCAUCUUAUCAGACACCUAUGCAACUCAGACGGUCUCCAUAUGGACCCCAACCACCAUCUUCACCAAUGUUAGGAAGUGCCCUGCAAAACCCGCAGUUGAUGCAAGCAUCAUACCGGCUGCCAGAUGGAACCUUGGUGUCACCAUAUGCAAGUUCACCAUCCUCCCCAUUGCUCGGCCGUGCCUUGCAAAAUCAACAAGUCCGUGGAGCCUCAUAUACCUUGCCUGAUGGAUCAAUUAUAAGGGACCCACGUCUCCCCCAGAAGCCCAUGUCCCCUAACCUUUCCAGAGCUCUUCAGAACCAGGAUCUCAAGGCUGCUUCAUAUACUCUCCCUGAUGGCACCAUUAUAGACCCGAGACAGCAACAACCUAUUUCCCCAAACCUGGCUAAGGCCCUAAACAACCCAGCUCUGCGUGAAGCCUCCUAUUCACUCCCCGAUGGUACUAUUGUGAUUGACCCCAAGAAACCGAAGUCCCCAAACCUUGCAGCAGCUCUUCAGAACCCUUACCUGAAAAGUGCAUCUUACACCCUGCCUGAUGGGACUAUCAUCAUCGAUCCACGGAAACCUGUAUCUCCAGACCUCGCUGGUGCCCUUCAAAACUCACCCCUGCGGAACGCCUCCUUCACACUACCGGAAGGGGUUCAGGACCCCAAUACACCCAUUUCACCAAACCUGGCUAAGGCCCUCAGUAACCCAGCCUUGAAAGGAGCUUCAUACACCCUCCCAGAUGGUACCAUUAUAGUGGACCCAAGGAAACCUAAGACCCCCAACCUGGCAGCUGCCCUGCAGAAUCCCUAUCUAAAGAAUGUGUCCUACACCCUGCCUGAUGGAACCAUCAUCAUUGACCCGCGGAAACCAGUUGGCCCGGACCUGUCUAAAGCUCUUAUGAAUGAAAACCUUCGUAGUGCAUCGUACCGCCUCCCUGAUGGCACCCUGGUUAUCCCUGGCCAGAAGCCCAACCUUUCAUCUGCUCUGAGGCGAAACCAGGCACUUCGGUCUGCAGGUCUUUAUCAUCUAACAGAAGACUCUGUACUGUCAGGCGCACCAAAACCUACCCCUCCAAACCUCGCCUCUGCGCUGCGGAAAGAGGAAUUCCGUGGUGCCAAUUUCAGGCUGCCGGAUGGCUCUGUUCUCACGCGUCGCUUCCAGAUCCCAAGCCUGUCUGAAGCCGUCCAAAACCAGCAGCUUCGCUAUGCUUCGUACAGGGUGCCAACAGGCCUGCAGGGUGAGGAUAAUCGCUAUGCUGUGGUUCCACCCUAUGGGCCGCGCUCAGGACACUGGGCCAGGAAUGCCCAAGGAGGAGGGGAGGGAGGGGAAGACGUUUGGGCAGCUGAGAGGGUUUUACCACAUGGGACGGUCCAGAAUCUUUCAAAGUGGUCCAUGUACAGAGAAGAUGGGGUGUUAGAAGGAUAUUCACCAACACCUCGAUUUGCAGACGGACAGCCUAAGGACAUAGACUGGACUCCUGACAGAGAUAGAGUACCCGGUCAAAGCUGGUAUGACAAGAUCUACUCUAUCCUAAGCAUGCCCACAACAGGCCACAGGGUGAAACGCUGGGCGGAGGGAAUGGAGGACAUGACACAACUGCCUGAGCUGAAUGAGACCACAGUUCUGAUGAACCUGAAGAAGCGCUAUGACCAGGAACUGAUAUAUACCUACAUAGGCAGCAUCCUUGUGUCCGUGAAUCCCUACAAGUUGCUCAACGUGUAUGGCACAGACAUGGUGCUUCAGUAUGCUGGUCGCGGCCUGAGCGACAACCCUCCGGGUGUAAUCAGCGGUGCCAUAACGUCUCAGUACCUGCUGGAGAAGUCCCGCAUUGUCUUUCAGGCCAAAUCGGAGCGGAACUAUCACAUCUUCUAUGAGAUGUUGGCAGGUCUUCCCCCUAAUGAGAAGAGCUCACUGUAUCUGCAGGAAGCUGAGACAUACUACUAUCUGAAUCAGGGAGGGGAUUGUACCAUAGAGGGCAAGGAUGAUGGGGAGGACUUCAGGCGUCUGCUGAAUGCCAUGGACAUCCUGUGUUUCACCCCAGAGGAGCAGAACGGCAUCUACAGACUGCUGUCCUCUGUCCUUCAUCUGGGGAACGUCUACUUCCAGCCACUCCAGGCUGAGGGUCAGGAGGUCGCCUCGGUGGUGAGCGCGCAGGAGAUCAGGGUGGUAGCCGAGCUGCUGCAGGUCUCACCUGACGGCUUGCAGAAGGCUGUCACCUUCAAAAUGACAGAUACAGUAAGAGAGAAGAUCUUCACUCCGCUCACAGUUGAGAAUGCUGUGGAUGCCAGAGAUGCCGUUGCCAAGAUCCUGUACUCGCUGCUGUUUAGUUGGCUGACAGAGCGCAUCAACGGACGGGUCUACCCUCGCAACGAAGCCCUCUCCAUCUCCAUAUUGGACAUCUAUGGAUUUGAGGAGCUACAGGUGAACAGCUUUGAGCAGCUGUGCAUCAACUACGCCAAUGAAACUUUGCAGUUCUUCUUUAACAGGGUCAUCUUCCAGGAGGAGCAGGAGGAGUACAUGCGGGAGCAGAUCGAGUGGCAGCAGCAGCCCUUCAGCCACAACCAGGCCUGUCUCGACCUCAUUGCUGCUAAGCCCCACGGGAUCCUGCGCAUACUGGAUGAUCAGUGCGGUUUCCCUCAGGCAACCGACCACACCUUCCUUCAGAAGUGCCACUAUCACCAUGGAAACAACCCGCUAUAUGCCAGGCCAAAGAUGCCGCUGCCAGAGUUCACCCUGAAACACUAUGCUGGGAAAGUCACAUACCAGGUGCACAAAUUCUUGGAUAAGAACUUCGACACGGUCCGACAGGAUGUUUUAGACCUCUUCAUCCAGAGCAAGAACAAAAUGGUGUCCAGCCUCUUCUUGAAGCACUCAGAGUCUGGGUCACAGCAGCGGUCGAACGUGCGGCGCAGCAGCACGGCUCGUCGUUAUCAGGCCAACACAGUCAGUGCAAAGUUCCAGAGCAGCCUGCAGGAGCUGGUGGAGAAGAUGGAAAGGUGUAACCCUUAUUUUGUGCGAUGCAUCAAGCCAAACCAUCAUAAGGAGCCAGGAGUGUUUGACAUGGAGCUGGUCAACACUCAGCUACAUUACUCUGGCAUCAUGGAGACCAUCCAUAUCAGGAGGGAGGGUUAUCCAAUCAGACUGCACUUUCACAGCUUCCUAAAAAGGUAUAAGGCCCUGCUUUGCCUGGAGGAUCCUCCACCUGCAGACGGAGAAAACUGUGUCGCCAUGCUCCACAAGCUCGCUCCAGUUAAGAGCGGCUCGUAUCAGCUGGGAGUCAGUAAGAUUUUCCUGAAAGAGGAACUGUAUCAGCUGUUGGAGGGGAAGCGUGACCGUGUGCUGAACAUCGCUGCCAUGACGCUGCAGAGGUACACCCGUGCGUGUAUGAUCCGAAAGAAGUUUGCCAAGUUGCGACUGCGUGUGACCAUGUUUGAAGCUCGCUGCAGAGGCUACCUGGCCAGAAAAAAGUUUGCUCAGAGGAGGAAGUACCUCAUCUGGCUCCGCUCUGCUGUGCUGCUCAUCGUCAACCGCCAGCGUUACAUGAGGACAGUGGUGGAGCCUGCAAGGAAGGCAGAGGAGGAUCGCAUCAACAGAGAAGUGGUGAAUGUGACAACGCUGCCUAUCCCUGCUGAGCUGGCAGUUCUGCUACAGGCAGCCUCAGGUGGUGAAGAGCUGCAUUCUGACUGCUUGGCGGUGGUCCAGGCUCCAAAGGUUCAGGUUGACCCCCAGCUGACCCUGCCCCUGGAUAUCAACAACUACCUCAUGACACACUACAUCCGGGCCAUAUUUAGGGAGCCGUUGCUUGGGAUGCUGACUGCCCCACUGGAGAGUUCACUGAUUCGAAUGGAUGAGGAGCUGAAACAAGGAGCCCUGAACGUUUUCAUUCUGAUACUAAGAUUUAUGGGCGAUCCAAACUUGAAUGGGGCUCAGGAGAAUCUGUUUGGGAACUAUAUCAUUCAGAGGGGACUUGCCAAUCCCAGCCUGCGAGAUGAAAUCCUGGCUCAGGUAGUCAAUCAGGUGUGGAGGAAUCCUAACAUUUUGAAUUCAGAGCGUGGUUGGCUCCUCCUGUCCUCCUGUCUCUCUGCCUUCCUGCCCUCUCAAAGGCUGGCCAAGUACUUACUGAAGUUUGUGUCUGACUACGGCCCAGAGGGCUACGACUGUGUGUGUCAACACCGUCUGCUUCAAGCUCUGCAGCGGCUGAAUGUCGGUCCAGAGUAUGUCCGAACGUACCCACCCUGUCUACUAGAGUGGACCGCCAAUCGCAAAAGAGCUCACACUGUUCUGCACAUUCACUGUUUCGAUGGUGUGUCGUUUUUGUGUCCUCUGCACUCCUGGACAACAGGAGAAGAAAUGGCCAAAGACAUCUUACAACACAGGGGUGUGCUGGAGGGCCGUCGAGGCUGGUCGGUGCUUCUAAAGGAGCCGGCUCAGUGGGUGGAGCUGGAGGGCUCCGACUACGUUCUGGACUUGAUGUCAGACCUGGAGCUUCCUGCCGACUUCCCCAAACACAGCAGCUACUUCAUCAUCUCUGCACAGGAGCCAACCAGAGUGCGGCCUAAUGCCAGCAUAAGCCUGUUGGGUGGUGGGUUUGACACGAAGGAUGAUGUUAUAUCUUCAGUCUUAAAUGGCUCUGAUGGACGAGACUUUGAGCCUCAGAGAGGGAUGGAUCGUUAUCUGGACAGCCUGUUUGACCCUGUACUGUCUGAAGGAACCGGAGAACUAGAUUCAGCUGCAGCACUGUCCAGCAGGAUGAAGGGUGCUGGAGGAGUUGGAGGAGGCUCCCAACCUCCACCUGGGGCUGUGAGAGUCCUUCCCGUGGGAGGCGUGAUGUCACCUCCUGUUGCUGCAGUGGCACCUGUAACACCUGAUGCCCAGCAGGCUGUUUUGGACCAGCAGCAGCAGGCGAUUGUGAACCAGCAGGCCAUCAUCAUGGCCCAGCAGAUGACCAUGCAGGCCAUGGCCAUGGUCGGCAGCCCAGUGACCAGCCCCCCCACCUCUCCAAUCACAAGCCCUCCCAUGAGCCCGCUGCUCCACCACCCUCCCAGCCCCUAUGCUCCCGCCAGCCCCUAUGCUGUCAUACCCCCAAGUCCAUACGCUAACAUCCCACCCAGCCCCUAUGCCAACUUCACUCCCACUCCCUUUGCUGCAGCAGACAUCCCACCCAGGCAUCCCUAUCCUCCCCCUGCUCGACUGGAACAAACUCCAUCGCACCUUCAAGAUCAGCCUGCGGAGCCCCAGACUCGGCCCGGAGCUCAGCCUCAGCCUCAGGCCCAAACUAACAAAACUGAGCCAGCACAGCCUAAAGCUAAUCCUGCUGCACGGGUUCAGUCAGGGAAGGACAGCGUCUCUCGGAGGAAGGCUCCGGGCAUCCCCGUAAACAAGGACGCACCCGCCAGGAAGUUUGCCCCAGUUGUGACGUCUCCUCCGCCCCCUGCUGGAGAGGUGGUGAAGUACUCAGCUCGGACUAUAGAUCAUGUUGUCCCCAGCCAAGAUAUCCAAGAAAUCAUCAAAAGGUACAACUCCCCGCCUCCAGCGCCAGAGCUGCUGCCACAUGACAAGAGGAGACCAGAAGGGAAGUUUAAAAAGAAGCAAACCCCUCGGGAUGAAGCUUUACAGAUCCUCAAACCGCAGAUGGACAACCCUCCUGCUCCCCAGCCCAAGCGUCCUGUUGCCCCCUCACCAUCUGCGUCUGCAAUAAAGGAGGCGGGAUUCAAACCAAUCAAAGCCACGAAGACCAGAGCACCUGACCGUCCUCCACCCCUACCUCCUCCAGUUUCUCGAGAGCUUCCAGUAGAGACCGAGACAAUCCAGACACAGCUUCAUCAAAGAACCAAUGAAGAGCACUACACCUACACAAACGUUCCCUGGAGACUGUACCUCAGGAAGGAGGUUUUUUAUCCCAAAGACAGCUUCAACAAUCCUCUGGUGCUGGAUCUCAUUUUCAAGCAGAUAGUGAACGACACUCUGUCAGAGGCAUGUGUUCGCAUCACCCGGGAUGAAAGGCAGAAAAUGAAGGCUCUUUUCGCCAAACACGGGGUGGAACAGAAUAUGGAUCCGGUGGAGGAGCAUGUGAAGAAAACAAUUGUGACGGCUGCCAGAGAGACCUGGGAAAUAUACUUCUCCCGUCUGUUCCCUGCGUCGGGUAGUGUAGGAACAGGUGUGCAGGUGCUGUCAGUGUCCCACAGCGGUAUAAAGCUGUUGAAGACUGUAAAAAGCAGCGCUGCAGCUCCAGACUACUUCAGAGUCCUACAGCCCUACACCUAUGCAGACAUCCUGUUUGUCACCAUCCCCUCUGAGAACAUGCUGGAGUUUAAUCUGACCAACGAGAAACUGAUCCUGUUCUCAGCCAAAGCCCCUCAAGUCAAACAUCUCAUAGACACAUUCAUCAACGAGAUCAAAAAGGACUCAGAUUAUGUGAUUGCAGAGCGAAACUUUGUGACAGACGACCGCUCGAUGCUCACUUUUCACAAAGGUGACGUGAUCAGGCUGCAGGUUAUGGAUGGGCUGGAGAAGGGUUACAGUUACGGCUGUGUGGUGAGGAAGAAGGUGGUGUAUUUGGAGGAGCUGAAAAGAGAAACUCAAGACUUUGGUUGGAAGUUUGGUGCCGUGUUCGGCCGCUCCGGUGCGUUCCCGGCUGAGUGUGUCCAUCCUGUCGCUCCUCCUGACUUCCUGUCACUGCCACUGGACCGCAAGUCAGAGCCUCGAGGGGGAGCAGGACAGUUUGCUGUGUCAUCAGCCGUCGCUGUUGCUGUGGCGUCCACCAUGGCAGCACACGAGAUAGAUCAAACAAUUGAGAAGGUUUCCCUUGACGGCUUUGCUGAAGGAGAUCUGGAUGAGAGGGCCCUGCAGGACAGUAAAUAUGACAUGUUGGAGUUUGCCAAGAAGUACUUCAGACAGGGAAACAACAUGAAGGGAGAUUCCCUGAAGAGCAAAAGCAAGAACAGAGACUCCAGAGAGCCGACUGAGAUGAUCAAGUUCUCCAAGACUCCUCUGACUGAGUCUCUGAUAGAGUUUACAGACCCAGCCAUGAACAGAGUGGCAGCUGAUCUCUUCCUGUUGGUGAUGCGUUUCAUGGGUGACUCUCCAUCAAGAGGAUCAACAGAACAGGAAGUGGUCAGCAAUUUCCUUAAGCUCAUAGGAGAGUUCACCUUGAUGAGGGAUGAGGCUUACUGCCAACUCAUCAAACAGCUUACGGCUAACACCAGCUCCAAACCUGAUAGUUGCCAACGAGGCUGGAGGCUGCUGUACAUCCUGACCGCUUUCCAUCGCUGCUCUGAAGUCCUCAAGCCCUUUCUGCUCAAGAACCUGCAGCAGGCGUCUCGUAGCGCCGGGGCUCAGUAUCAGGGUAUCGCUAAGGCAUGUGAGCAGAACCUGAAGAAGACGUUCCAGUACGGAGGCCGCACUGUUUCACCCAACAGCAUGGAGCUGAAGGCUGUGAUGGCGGGCCGCAGUUCAAAACGUCAGCUGUUUCUCUUUCCUGGAGGCAUUGAACGUCACGUGAAAAUCAAAACGUGUUCAAUUGCCCUGGAGGUGAUUGAGGAGCUGUGUUAUGAGAUGGGUUUACACAAACUGGAGGCCAUGGAAGAAUAUGCCAUAUUUUUAGUCACCAAUAGAGGUCAGAAUGUGCGUCCUCUGAACAAACACGAGUACAUCCUGGAUGUUGCAACAGAAGCUGAGUUAGUCGACACCAACUACAGCUUCUGGUUCAGACGAGUUGUCUGGACUCAGCUGCUCAAGUUUGACAAUGAGCUCUGUGUCGCGAUGCACUAUAACCAGAUCCUGCCAGACUACCGUAAAGGCCUGCUUAACGUUCUUCCACAUGGAAAAGUGAGCGAUCAACAGUUCCACCAGAUCUCCAAACUGGCAGCUUUGCAGCACAGAGCCAAAGACAUCAUCUUCAUCCCCAGCAUACAUGAAUUAUCGGAGUACAUCGCCACACCUCUGUUCAAAAAGCAGCCACCCCAGCAGUGGGUUACCAUGGUGACGCAGCACAUGCAGCAAGUGCAGACUCUGAACCCGCACCAGGCCAGAGCACAGUUUCUGGGGCUCAUCAGUGCAUUCCCCAUGUUUGGCUCCUCGUUCUUCUACAUCCACAGCAGCAGCUCCACCACCUUCUACGCCCCCUGUAUUGUUGCUGUCAAUCAACAUGGCCUCCACUUCCUGCAUAAAAAUACACAUGAGCUGAUGUCAGUGGUCCCCCUGGUGGAGGUGCAGUCCAGCCGCACCCAGAGGCCCACUGCUGGAACGAGUUACCCGUAUGUAGACCUGACCCUGGGGGACAUGGACACACAGCGGGUCAUUCAGCUGCAGCUGGAGCAGGGCUUGGAGUUGUGUCGAGUCAUCGCCAUGCAGGUGGAAAACAUGAUGUCCGUGCGGGAGAGAAGACUCACCCUGCCACCCAGCGAAAUCACCAUGUUGUAACACAUGGUCACACUGCAUUAUACGCACAAUUGUAUGAGCACACACAUACAUGUAGACGAAACCCUUAUGAAUAUCCUACCUCUUCUUGCCUUAAGUCGUUCUAAUAUUAUAUGUGAAUGCAUAAGUGUACCCUGAGGUCAGUCUCCCUUUUACUUGAUUAUUAUUCUGUGUUAACUGAAGAGAGUUCAUCCUGAAGACAGUGAAGUAAAUAUGAGUUAAUGUUUCUUUCCUAAUGUUUUAGAUGUACAGAAACUGUUACUGAACAGAGAGGGAGCUUCACAGGCCUGUGCCUUGUCAUUACAAAGUUUUAUAACUGAUAUGUAACAUGUUGUUUUUUAUUUUUUUAUUGAUACUGUUUACAGUAAAACUUGAUGAAAU